This is a messenger RNA of Diorhabda sublineata, 3552 nucleotides long. Its product is annotated as clavesin-2-like. Gene Ontology annotation, molecular function: phosphatidylinositol bisphosphate binding. Bases 314 to 1267 code for a protein of 317 amino acids. Lineage: Eukaryota; Metazoa; Arthropoda; Insecta; Coleoptera; Chrysomelidae. The record is from RefSeq and is a predicted model, not a curated record. Gene Ontology annotation, cellular component: membrane. The transcript is spliced from 6 exons.
ACUGGUAAAAGCGAACAUUAAGCGAUACUCCAAUAACAAUUAAUAUUUGCUGAAAAAUUUGUAAAUAAAACAGGAUUUAAGCAAUACACUUUCUACACGCUAGCAAGACAAGAAGUGAAGAAACCGAAGAGGUAGUAGCGUGAAGCGUGGUCUUACUCAUCAGCGAAUGCUGAAUUUCUUCUUGCAAAAAGUAGGUUAGGAGAAAGUUUGCUUCUUAUUAUAAACAUAGCAGUGGAUUUAGUCACACUUUAACCGCUGCGGUGUGCGCUGUGUACAUAACAUACUCGACAUUCAAUUAAAAACGAUUUGAAACAUGGGCUUAGGAGGUAAACAAGAAGCAGAAUAUACAUUCACCUUACCUGAACAAGACAAAAAAAUUGCUUUAGAGGAGCUAAGAGAAGAUGACAAUAUUAGAGAACAAUCUUUGGAGCAAAUGCGAGAAUGGAUUGAUAAGCAUCCCGCGAUAAAAAAAUGUAGAACAGAUGCUCCAUUUUUGCUAAGAUUCCUUCGUACCAAAAAAUUUAGUGUACCAUUAGCUUGUGAAAUGGUCGAACGCUACCUCACAAUAAGACAAAUUUAUCCCAAUUGGUUCCGUAAUUUGGACUGCGAGGAUCCAGAUUUAGCAGAAAUAAUCAAUGCUGGGUAUUUGGUGCCCCUGUUAGAAAGAGAUAACGGACGAUGCGUUUUAUUUAGCUGUGCCGCUAAUUUUGAUCCUCACAAGUAUACAUCAGCACAUAUGAUUCGUCUCCAUAGUAUGGUAACGGAGUCACUAAUGGAUGAUGAAAUGAACCAAAUACAUGGAUAUACUUAUGUGAAUGAUGAGGGUGGUUUUAGUAUGGCACACAUCUCACUGUGGAGUCUCCGUGAUAUCAGAAACAUUGUUAGAUGCGUCCAGAAUACAACUCCAAUGAGACACAAGGGUAACCAUUUUUUAAACAUGAACAGCAGUGCUGCGAAGUUGUUUGAAUACUCUUCACCAUUACUUAGUGAAAAAUUGAGAAAUAGGCUUCAUGUCUAUAAAAAUGCGGAUGAAAUUUUCGAACAAAUCGAUAAAAAAAUCUUACCAAAAGAAUACGGCGGGGAAGUACCCCUGCAGGAAAUGGUUAAAAAAUUCCAAGAUUUCUUAAAAACAAAACGAGAAUCACUUUUGGCAUUGGAUGAUCUUUAUAUAGAAAUCGAUGAAAAGAAUUGCCCUUUGGUAUCUGAAAUGAACGAAGAACUAGGAAUGGGUAUAGAAGGCUCUUUCAAGAAACUCACUGUUGAUUGAAUAUAUAAUUUGAUUCCAUUUUUCAUACAUAAAAAUACUCUUCAAUUACCAACUCUAAAUAAAUCUCCUGUUUGCUGCAUUUUUUCUUUACGAGAUAUACAAGAUAGUUCAUAUCAAAUGAAUAUACCAUUGUCUUUAUUUAGUUUAGAUUUGUAUUUAUUCGUUUUUUCUUUAGUCCGGUUUUAAUCUACUGGUCGGAAAGCGUCUACCAUGUACUUAGAGUAGUGCUACGACACUUAAUCUCUUUCAUAUUCUUAGCAAGGAUGGAUUUGUGUCAAUAUCAUUAAGAAUUAGUUUUGAAGAAUGUUGAUGAGUUAAUUUUAAGAAUGAAGUAUAUGGAUUCGAUAUUGUUGUUAGGAUGUUGAGUUGAGAAAAUUUAUACAUGGGCCUCAACAUGACGAAUUAGAAACUUAAUAGUUAUACAAAUAAAUAUUAUUAUUGGGUCAAGAUAUCGAUGUGACAGUUGGCACAUGAAGUGAUUAAAUACUCUUCAUAUUUAUAACAUUUUCGAUAAAUUUUCAUAUAAUUCUACGUAUGAAGUGUAUUACUUUUUUACGUACUACUUUCACAUCUAUAGAUAAUUAUAAACUGGUUAAGUAUGUGAUUUGUAAUAAACUGUUGUGAUAUUCAUAGAUUUCUCGAAUGUAUGGUUUCAGGUAACGCAUUUUUCAAUGAUAAAUGAUAUUUUAAUGAAAGCUAGUCCUUAGUCCAACUAAUAGUUAAGUAUUGAAACUGAAACUAAUUUUAUAUAUAGUAGACGGAAGUUCCAUUAAAUAUCAGAUAUUAAUUAUUGAAAUAUAAAGGAUCUUAAUGAUAGAUGCUUAAUUUCUUCCACUGCAGUUUGUCCAUGGGCUUUUUAUAUUGUUUUCCACCCUAUGUUCCCUUUCAAUUCCUUCUUCGGCCACUGCGCUUUCUAUAUUUCUUUCGUUCCUAUGUAUCAAUCUAAUAUUACCCAGUUAUGAUCCUUCCUUCCAUUAUUUCUGUUGCUACAUUAAUUAUAUUUUCAUUACUUCUAUUUAUGAGUUCAGUUCCCAGACAUCCACUAGAUUUUUCCAGCAAAAUUUUAUCCAGUUCUGAAUCGCUGUCACUUUUAUCACGAGCUACUAAUUCCCAUUAUUUGUACCUACUUUUUAAAUGCUGCUACUAUUAUUUCAUACGCUUAUCCACAGGUAUUUUCCUUGCUUAUUUUCUACAAAUUUCUACACUUUGUCCUUUACUAAGAUCUCUCUAGUUCUUCCCAAUUUGUUUGUCUUAGUUCUACUUUUCAUUAAUUCAUAAUACAGUUAUUUUGUGAUUCUAGCAUUUUUCUAUUCAGGUCUUCAAUUUCUGUAUUCAAAGUCUUUUAUUGUAAAGCCUUAGUCUCUAUGAUUCUUCUCUAAUCUCUAACCUAACCAAAUUAUUCCACCUUUUCUCUGAUAUUAAUUUAAAAUUCUUUCCAUAAUCUUUUUUAUUAUAGUAUUUUUAUUGGCGGAUCUGUUUUAAUUAAUUGAAUUAAGCCAAGAUCUUCAGAUAAUCUAUAAUUGUUAUUCUGUAUUGGACAUUUUUCCUGAAAUUGACCAUUUAAUUUUUAUUGAUUGAAAUAAGUAUAUAUUUCGGUUAUUAAGAUUGCUCCAAAGUUCUUGUUCAUGCAUUUUGGUACUUUCACAUCUUUUGAAGUUUUGAAUGAAGAUUUUCUUCAAUUGAAUAUUUGGAGUACUGAAUUCAGGUCUGCAUUGUGCAACAACUGAUUGUCUAAUAAUUAAUUUAAAGAGGAAAUUGUUUAUUAUUAUUCAUUAUUAUGUAAAUAAAUGUAUAUACUCGCCAGUUGGUGGAACAAGUUACCAUUGUUUACUUUUUAUGUUUUAUGUGCUUUUCUUAUAGUCAGUGAGUUCUCAUUUUUAUUACAUAGUUUAAAAUGGAAUUUACAUAUAUAAUUUUUUGAAAGUAUCCUCAAAUUAAAAUUUUUCUAUAUAGUUUGGUAUGAUUUUUUUCACUUACAUUAUAAUUAUUACUAAAAUUAAAAAUCUUGGUCGUGAAGCUUUGGUACCUUUUGAAAGGCCUAACAUAAGACAGUCCCAAGUUAUCUAAUUUUAAACUAUGUAUAAAAAUUGUUGAAAAUGACACAAAAUAUGCUUUAGGAAUAAAUUUGUUGUUAUUGUGACAAUUUUAUAUAAUUAAAGGUGAAAUGAAGUUGUUGCAUUGUUUCUGUAUUAUAAAGAUUGUUGUAGUUAAAAUAUUUGUUACUAUUUUUUACAUUUUGACACCUUUCUUAUACACUAGCUUGUUUAAUAAAAACUGACACUGUU